Messenger RNA from Dicrocoelium dendriticum, 490 nucleotides. NCBI's taxonomy places the organism in Eukaryota, Metazoa, Platyhelminthes, Trematoda, Plagiorchiida, Dicrocoeliidae. The record is from the annotation of a GenBank genome assembly.
CUAAAUUCCGGUAGCCGAAGCGUACAUCGCUAAAACUGCCGUGACGACCCCAUGUGAUUUGUUCGCGUUUCUGUGCAUGCUAUUGGGUCUAAAGACUGUCUCGCAAACUUUUCAGCGCUUCAUCGACCAAGUUUUCGUGGCCUACAGGUUUUGCUUAUGUCUAUCUCGACGACAUCUUGAUAGCGAACUCCUCACACGAGGAGCACUUGCGCCACGUUCAAAUGCCUUUGAUCGUUUAUUUCAACACGGGAUAACAAUCAACGCAGAAAAGUGUUCGUUUGGUGUCGGUUCGGUCAGUUUUCUCGGCUACCAUAUCUCUCCUGCAGGCGUCGUGCUAUUACAGGAUAAAAUUAAGGCCAUCAUCGACUACCCCGAGCCUCACUCUUUCAAACAGCUAAGACGGUCUGAUGGUGCCGCCAAAUUUUAUCGCCGUUUCAUACCUAGUUGCGCUUCGCUUAUGCAACCCCUCAUGGAUCUUCUCCGGGAGGAA